Boleophthalmus pectinirostris (great blue-spotted mudskipper) is the source of this 2645-nucleotide messenger RNA. RefSeq names its product LIM domain kinase 2 (gene limk2). Lineage: Eukaryota; Metazoa; Chordata; Actinopteri; Gobiiformes; Gobiidae. The coding region runs from base 317 to 2311 and encodes 664 amino acids. Gene Ontology annotation, biological process: protein phosphorylation; actin cytoskeleton organization. The record is from RefSeq and is a predicted model, not a curated record. The transcript is spliced from 16 exons. Gene Ontology annotation, molecular function: ATP binding; protein binding; protein serine/threonine kinase activity. Gene Ontology annotation, cellular component: nucleus; cytoplasm.
GGCCCGGGCUCUCGGCUCCAGGUGCGGGCUGCAGCGGGAGUCCUUCCGCUCUCCGUUCAGACCAGCAGGAAUGUGGAGACGGCAUUACGUCAGUUGUCCUGCCAGCGGCAAGAAAGCAGCCUCGGCCAGGCGCAGAUAGAUUAUUGUUUUCAGUGGAGACUUAACCAGGUUCGUGAUUUCCUUCCCGUAGCCUGUCCGAAGUUUGUUUUGUCUUGAGCGACUCGAGACGAGAUAGCGCCGUGCACAACACUGAAGCCUUGAUUUAGUAUGGAAAAUCAUCGUACGUCUAAUUAACGACGAGUCUCUCGCAGAGUAGAUGGAGGAAGCAGAAGGUACUGAUGGCUGUUACUGCGCUGGCUGUGGGGAGAAAAUCCAGGACUCUUUUCACAUGAAAGUACUUCAAGAUACCUGGCACAACGCCUGCUUUCAAUGCUCUGUGUGCUGUGACCACCUGACAAACUGGUACUAUGAGAAAGAUGGGAAGCUGUACUGUAGGAAGCAUUACUGGGAGAAAUUUGGAGAGCUGUGUCAUGGCUGCUCACUGCUUAUGACUGGUCCUGCCAUGGUAGCGGGAGAACACAAAUAUCACCCCGAGUGCUUCGUAUGCCUCAGCUGCAAAGUGAUCAUUGAAGACAGGGACACCUAUGCGUUAGUGGAGAGAUCCAAACUCUACUGUGGAAAGUGUUACAAAGAGGUUAUCCUAACUCCAAUGUUGGAAAAGCGUUCACAUGACUGCAUCCUAGAUGCACUGCCCCACACAGUGACUCUUAUCUCCAUGCCUUCUGCCGCCAAUGGGAAAAGGGGUUUCUCUGUAUCUGUGCAGCGUGACGUGAGUGGAGCCGCUAGUGUUCAAGUCAAAGAGGUUCGGGGUAUGCUUAUUAGCCCAGAGGUGAGGAAUGCCAUCCAUGUUGGAGACAGGAUCCUUGAAAUCAAUGGACUCCCAGUGGGAACCCUUAUGGAGGAGGAGGUGGAUGACCUCAUACACUGCACCAGUCACACACUGCAGUUGCUGAUUGAGUAUGAUCCUGUUCGACAGCGCUUGGACCGCCUCAGACUCGGCUCCCCACAAAGUCGCCUGGGGGUCCCGGCCACAUCCCGAAUGCGCCUGUCCUCUCCUUCAGGGGCGGUCCUGGAGAGAACUGAUGUAAUGGAUGAUGGGACACUGAAGAGGAGAUCUUUGAGACGGAGCAACAGCACAUGCAAAUCUCCAGGACCAAACUCGCCUAAAGACUUGUCUUUUAUUUCACGUGACAUUGGCCGCUCUGAGUCCUUAAGAUCUCCCAGUAGCUGCUCUCAUCGCAUCUUUAGACCAUGUGACCUCAUUCAUGGUGAAGUCUUAGGAAAAGGCUUUUUUGGACAAGCCAUCAAGGUAACACAUAAAGCAACUGGAGAAGUGAUGGUGAUGAAGGAGUUACUCCGGUGUGAUGAGGAAACACAGAAAACAUUCCUUAAAGAGGUCAAAGUAAUGCGGAGUCUGGAUCACCCACAUGUUUUAAGAUUUAUUGGUGUCCUGUAUAAAGAUAAAAGGCUGAAUUUAAUAACAGAGUUUAUCGAAGGAGGAACUCUGAAGGAUUUCAUCAGAGAUACGGAUCCAUUUCCAUGGGAGCAAAGAGUUAGCUUUGCAAAGAGCAUUGCAUCUGGAAUGGCUUACUUGCAUUCUAUGAAUAUCAUACAUAGAGACCUCAACUCUCACAACUGCCUAGUCAAACUGGAUAACACAGUGGUAGUUGCUGACUUUGGACUCUCUCGUCUUGUUGUGGAGGAAAAGGUCAAACCUCCACCUGAGAAAUCAUCCAACAAGAAAAGAGUGUUUCGACGCAUUGACAGAAAGAAGAGAUACACAGUGGUGGGAAACCCUUAUUGGAUGGCUCCAGAGAUGCUCAAUGGUAAACGCUAUGAUGAAAAGGUGGACAUUUUCUCUUAUGGAAUUGUUCUUUCUGAGAUUAUUGGCAGAGUCUAUGCAGACCCUGAGUGUCUCCCCAGGACUAUGGACUUUGGCCUCAAUGUUGUAAAGUUUGCUGAAAAGUUUCUUCCUGAUGACUGUCCUCCAUCUUUCUUUCCACUGGCUGUGGCCUGCUGUGACCUCACCCCAGACAGCAGACCACCUUUUCAGAAGUUGGAGGACUGGUUUGAAGCUCUCUCUCUAAACCUGGAGCUUGGGAUCCCCCUGCCUGCUGAACUCGAAGAACUGCAGCAUAGUCUCAGUCCACUGCUUUGUCCUGAAGACAGCUCUUCAAGUACAAGUCUGCCCAUAACACCCACAACAGCAUGUCCUGACUCCACAGAUUCUAUGGCAGACAGCUGCACUUAGUGACACUCUUCUUGUGUAGCCUCUGACCUUCUGAACCUUUGCUCUAUCGUGUGCUGGAGAAAAGACUUGAGCCAUUAAAAAAAAAAACUGGAUAACCCUGAAAAUGCUGGACCAAUGUACUCUGACAGUGCCUCUGUACUGCAGUGGAAACUAGAGGUGACUGUAUGGGCAGCACACAUUUCUAGUAGUGUUAGAUUUGGUUUGUUUUACCUCGGAUUCAUGUAUUGAUGUUUACAGAUUAUUAACCACUUGUUGUGCUCCUUGCUCUAUUCAAAGAUGUGUCUUAGUUGUAUGAGGCCUUUGUUGAGGUUUGAUAAGUCCCCAUGUGACUGUA